Molecule: messenger RNA, 1152 nt
Organism: Lachancea thermotolerans CBS 6340
Lineage: Eukaryota; Fungi; Ascomycota; Saccharomycetes; Saccharomycetales; Saccharomycetaceae
Product: endonuclease III domain-containing protein
Exons: 1
Coding region: 1-1152 (383 amino acids)
Biological process (GO): base-excision repair, AP site formation; nucleotide-excision repair; base-excision repair
Cellular component (GO): nucleus
Molecular function (GO): oxidized pyrimidine nucleobase lesion DNA N-glycosylase activity; DNA-(apurinic or apyrimidinic site) endonuclease activity
Source: RefSeq, a predicted model, not a curated record
AUGGUUAUGAGGACUAGAAGGGCCAAGCGUGCUAGAGUGGAAGUUGAAUAUGAGGGGGGAGAAGAAUCCAAGUACUUCAAGAAAGAGAAGCCGGCGGCAGAAGUGGUGCCAGAGAGACCCAAGCCAGGCCCUCCGGAGGAUAGCAAAGUGGACGUUGAAAUGGUCAAGAAGAUGGGAUCUGACACUUACUACGACUGGGUUAAUGCGAGAACAAAGGAUGAGAUUACAUACGCGCCGUUGAAGGACGAGCCGCACUUCCCCCGCAACUUCGUCCCAAUAUACUCAAAAAUACGACUUAUGCGGUCGAAGAUUGAAACCCCUGUGGACCAUGUCGGAUGCGCGAUGAUACCCAUGACAGUAGGCCACGAGUUCGGUAUUGAGCAAGAACAGAUCACACCUAGGACCUACCGGUUCCAGUUGCUGAUAGCGCUAAUGCUCUCGUCGCAGACAAAGGACGAGGUUAACGCCAAGGCCAUGUUCAACCUUGUCGAAUACUGCAAGGAAGAACUGGGAGAGCCCGAGGGCGUCACUUUAGAUGCUAUGUUCAAAAUCGACCAGGAAACAAUUGCGCAGUUGAUAUAUCCUGUCAGCUUCUACACGCGCAAGGCGCUUUAUAUCAAAAAGACUAUAGAGUUGCUGCGAGACAACUUUGACGGCGACAUGCCUCCUGACAUCGCAGGGCUAGUUUCGCUGCCAGGAGUUGGGCCAAAAAUGGGAUAUUUGGCUCUUCAAAAAGCCUGGGGGAAAGUGGACGGAAUCGGCGUGGAUGUGCACGUAGACAGGUUGUGCAAAAUGUGGAAGUGGGUUGAUCCCUCGAAGGCAAAAUCGCCUGAGCAUACGAGGAAGUUGCUGGAAGAGUGGCUUCCUUACGAAUACUGGUAUGAGAUUAACCCUGUUUUGGUGGGCUUCGGACAGGUUAUAUGUCUUCCCAGGGGGAAAAGGUGUGAUUUGUGCAUGGCUAGUGACGUUUGUAAUGCAGCGGAUCAAAAACUGCUUCAGAAAGUGAGAAAUCCCAAAGAGGAACGUAAGAGUCGCGGGAACGUCUCGGAAUGGGUGAAAUAUAUGGAGAAAAGCACGCAUGCCAAGGAGGUGGUCAAAGAAGAAGGCGACGUCAAAAUCGCAUUGGACCAGGAUGAAAUCAAGGACGCAUAA